GUCAAGCUUGUAAACUGGGUUUUUAUUGCGACUAACGAUGUCUAAUAACUCAAAUUUUUGCUUGAAAUUUUGAGAAAUUAGAAACUCACAGUUUUAUAGAAUUUUCAGCUUUCAUCAAAAGAUAUAAAUUGCUUCUUUCAAAACAAAGAAUUUUAUUCAGAAACAAUCUGAUCAAAUUGAAUUAAAUCCAACAGUAUGAAGCCAUCUACAGCUCUUCAAUGAAAUAGUUGAUCCUUGAUAAAUCUAAGAGACAAAGGCCAUAGGCUUCAAGGGUUUUCGUCUGCUGAAGUACAAUCUGUAAUAGAAAAUUCGCCAUGAAGGAAUCAGAUAGAUGUGAUUACUCAAGAUAACAAUCUUGGUAGUAGUGUUAACCUUGACCCCUCCCCUCCUUCUCAGGAUGAUGACAGACAUCCAAUGCUUCUUCAAAACACAACGAGAGAGGACCAUAAUCUAAGAGAUUGCCUCAGAUUUUGCAGGAAGUUCUUCCUGAAAUUAUUUAAAAACCACAACCCUGAAAUUGUCAGGAAGAGGUUUUUGAAAGCUCAACUCUCACUCUCCUCAAGAUUAUGACUGAUGAAGAAGUGACUCCCAGCCUGGCUUACUUCUUAGUAGGCAUUCUGAGUCUCAAGAGUCCAUCCAGAAUGAGAUGCUCUUCUGAAGUCAAGAAAGAAAUUCGCCUAUUUUUAGAAACAACAAGGAAGUUCUCCAUGAUAAAGUUCAGAGCAAUCAUGAAGUCUCAGAAUCUUCAGAUAUUAGUGAAGUACUUGGCUGAACAUUGCGAUGAUCCAAAGGCACUAAAACUAAGAGAUGCGCUGAAAUCGCUUC
Molecule: messenger RNA, 825 nt
Organism: Moneuplotes crassus
Lineage: Eukaryota; Ciliophora; Spirotrichea; Euplotida; Euplotidae
Source: the annotation of a GenBank genome assembly